GCCUGCGUCGCUCUCUACCCGGCCUCCGCCAUCUUGCCUCUCCCUAGCUGCCAGAAGCCGAGUGCGGAAGUGGAAACGGCUCUCCUGUGCGGGCUCUGGGUUCCGCCUGCUGUGGACUGACGGCUUGCCAGAUCGUUUAGCCCGACACAGCCCCAGUUGUCCAUCAGUUUCGACCGUUUUUCAACCGGCAGAGACUCGAGGGGGAAAGGAGAGAAAGAGAGAGACAGAGCGACAGAGACAUGGCUGGACGGCUACCGGCGUGUGUUGUCGACUGCGGCACAGGUUACACCAAACUGGGGUAUGCAGGGAACACAGAGCCACAGUUCAUCGUUCCAUCAUGUAUCGCCAUCAAAGAGUCGGCCAAGGUCGGAGACCAGGCGCAGCGGAGGAUGAUGAAGGGGGUGGAUGACUUGGAUUUCUACAUCGGGGACGAAGCGGUAGACAAGCCCUCGUAUUCCACAAAGUGGCCGAUCCGUCACGGGAUCGUGGAGGACUGGGACCUAAUGGAGCGCUUCAUGGAGCAGAUCAUCUUCAAGUACCUGAGAGCUGAGCCUGAGGACCACUACUUCCUCCUGACGGAGCCGCCUUUGAACACACCAGAAAACCGAGAGUACACAGCCGAGAUCAUGUUCGAGUCCUUCAACGUACCGGGGCUGUACAUCGCCGUGCAGGCUGUGCUCGCUCUAGCCGCCUCCUGGACGUCCAGACAGGUGGGCGAGAGGACGCUGACAGGCACCGUCAUCGACAGCGGAGACGGCGUCACCCACGUCAUCCCUGUGGCUGAAGGUUAUGUCAUCGGCAGCUGUAUAAAGCACAUUCCCAUCGCAGGACGAGACAUAACCUACUUCACCCAGCAGCUCCUGAGGGAGAGGGAGGUGGGCAUCCCACCGGAGCAGUCGCUGGAGACGGCCAAGGCGGUCAAGGAGCGGUUCAGCUACGUGUGCCCGGAUCUAGUUAAAGAGUUCAACAAGUACGACACAGAUGGCUCCAAGUGGAUCAAGCAGUACACCGGCAUCAACGCCAUCAGCAAGAAGGAGUUCACCAUCGACGUGGGCUACGAGCGCUUCCUGGGUCCUGAGAUCUUCUUCCACCCUGAGUUCGCCAACCCCGACUUCACCCAGCCCAUCUCCGAGGUCGUGGACGAGGUCAUCCAGAACUGCCCCAUUGAUGUCAGGCGUCCUCUCUAUAAGAACAUUGUUUUGUCAGGAGGCUCCACCAUGUUCAGGGACUUCGGGCGCCGUCUGCAGAGAGACUUAAAGAGGACGGUUGAUGCCCGACUGAAGAUGAGCGAGGAGCUGAGUGGAGGCAAACUCAAGCCCAAACCAAUCGAUGUCCAAGUUAUCACCCAUCAUAUGCAGAGAUAUGCAGUUUGGUUCGGUGGAUCAAUGUUAGCAUCAACUCCUGAGUUCUACCAGGUCUGCCACACCAAAAAGGACUACGAAGAGAUCGGGCCGAGCAUCUGUCGCCACAAUCCCGUGUUUGGAGUCAUGUCUUAACUUUGGACCUCCAAACAAAGUCUAACAGCGACGGGGGGAAGCG
Molecule: messenger RNA, 1539 nt
Organism: Thunnus maccoyii (southern bluefin tuna)
Lineage: Eukaryota; Metazoa; Chordata; Actinopteri; Scombriformes; Scombridae
Product: actin-related protein 3-like
Exons: 12
Coding region: 240-1496 (418 amino acids)
Biological process (GO): Arp2/3 complex-mediated actin nucleation
Cellular component (GO): Arp2/3 protein complex; actin cortical patch
Molecular function (GO): actin filament binding
Source: RefSeq, a predicted model, not a curated record